This is a messenger RNA of Aspergillus niger, 1329 nucleotides long. RefSeq lists its product as uncharacterized. The transcript has a single exon. The record is from RefSeq and is a predicted model, not a curated record. Lineage: Eukaryota; Fungi; Ascomycota; Eurotiomycetes; Eurotiales; Aspergillaceae. The coding region runs from base 1 to 1329 and encodes 442 amino acids.
AUGGCGGCCCCCGCUUUGUCGACCGGCGGUUUGAUCGACCCGACCAAACAGGCCGAGUAUCCCAUCGUGCUGGGCGACCGACUCAGUGGGAAAUCCAGCUCGCCACAGUCGCAGCUGGUCAAUAUCCAAUAUAACUACAAGACCAAGUCAGCGACCGCACGGCAACGCAUUACCCGAACCCGACAGUCCCGCGAUCGUUACAACCUCACAAUUACCGACAAAGCGCCCAACGCCGAUAAUGUCCUGACCUAUUCAUACCAAGGCAGUGUGGACCCAACACAAUCUGUCUCGGAUGUCGGGGAACAUAACUUGGUGCUAGUCUUUGACGCGGCGCGGAAAGUGUUUGUCUUGGAGCCGGUUUCAACGCAGCUGAACUUCAACCUCCGGUCUGCUCCGGCCAAAUCCCAGAAGCAGGUACUAGAGCAAUACGAACAGUUACGCACUUUGCAGGAAGAGGACCAUGGAUCAGGUGAUGAUCGGGGCUCGGACAAUGCCAGCGGUAACGAUGAUGGCCCUGCUGACGACAGCAAUCCCUAUGACUACCGCCACUUCCUCCCCAAGGAGAAUGCGGACGAUGACAAGUCGGGCUCGGAUAAGACACCGGAACCCCCGUCCUACACCAGCAAGCUCGAUACUCCGUUGAUGUCCGCUACCAGACCUAUUCCUAGUCCUCGACCACCCCCGGAGAGCCGGACAAAGCCUGUCCACCCGAAGAAGAAGAAGCCAGACGGGGUCAAGCCUCCAAAACCGGCGGCUGCUCGGCCACGGCCCAGGUCUCCGCCCCGUCCUGUGCAACCAAGAGAGGAGCGGAAGGCAGAGGUCGAAGAGGAGCCUCCGGUGGAGACAUUCAAUUCCUCGCCGUCCGACACGGGCCUGGGGGCUGUCUCCUCUCAAAAGGCGGUUCCAUCACCGGGCUCGAAUAUCAUCAUCGACGGCGAUCUAAUCAUCGAUAUGGGAUCUCCACCGCCUGCUCGUCCCUUCCGGGUCAAUCCUGCAUACUUCUCUUCGAACCACACCCCGGCGGAUGAGGAAGGAAAUCGGGAUGAGGACGAGGAGCAGGAGGACGAUGAGGAUAUUGAGGACCUACGGCUCCCCUCUCCGGCUGGCCACGGAGGAGCGCCAAUGGCUUCGAGCGGCAUAAACCUGGAGCCCGGGGUGGAUGAGGAAGAUUUGGAGGUUGAUGAUGAUCCCCUCGCGGCGGAGAUGGAGGCGGCGUUUGAGGAGGAUGUACAGGAAGACGACCGGAGCCAGCCAGUUCCAACGCAAGCGGUGUCGCAGCAGUAUCAUAUGGCCAGUGAGGACGAGAGUGAAGUCAGUGAGGAGGAAUAG